CCUCACUCGCCCGCCCGCGCCCGGCGCAGCUCGGCCAGAGCGACCGCGGGGCUGAGCGCGCGUCCGCUCGGGGGGCUCCGGAAGCUGCCCCGGCCCGCGGCCCCCUCCCUCGCUCCCGCCUCCCCUUCCUAGCUCACCGCUGCCUUCCUUUCCCGGCUCCCGCGCCGUCCGCCCGCCCCGCAGCCCGAGGCUCCGCGCCCCCUGCAGCCACGAUGCCCGCGGCCCGGCCGCCAGCCGCGGGACUCGGCGGGAUCUCGCUGUUCCUCGCUCUGCUCCUGGGGAGUCCGGCGGCAGCGCUGGAGAGAGACGCUCUUCCCGAAGGUCCUUACCUCCUGCCCUCAGGAGCCCUGGAGAGAGGCAGUCCUGGCAAAGAGCACCCCGAAGAGAGACUGGUAACUGCGCCCCCCAGUUCCUCACAGUCCGGGGAAGUGCUGGGAGAGCUGGAGCUGGAUGGGACUGCACCCUCUGUACAUCACGACACCCCAGUCCUGUCACUGCUGCUUCCAGAGGAGGCCCGCCCCAAGCACACCUUGCCCCCCAAGAAGAAACUGCCUUCGCUCAAGCAGGUGAACUCCGCCAGGAAGCAGCUGAGGCCCAAGGCCACCUCCGCAGCCACUGUCCAAAGGGUGGGGUCCCAGCCAGCGUCCCAGGGCCUGGAUCUCCUCUCCUCCUCCACGGAGAAGCCUGGCCCACCAGGGGACCCGGACCCUAUCGUGGCCUCCGAGGAGGCAUCAGAAGUGCCCCUCUGGCUGGACCGAAAGGAGAGUGCAGUCCCCACAACACCCGCACCCCUGCAAAUCUCCCCCUUCACUUCGCAGCCCUAUGUGGCCCACACGCUCCCCCAGGGGUCAGAACCUGGGGAACCUGGGCCUGACAUGGCCCAGGAGGCGCCACAAGAGGACACCAGCCCCAUGGCCCUGAUGGACAAAGGUGAGAAUGAGCUGACUGGGUCAGCCUCAGAAGAGAGCCAGGAGACCACUACCUCCACCAUUAUCACCACCACGGUCAUCACCACCGAGCAGGCACCAGCUCUCUGCAGUGUGAGCUUCUCCAAUCCGGAGGGGUACAUUGACUCCAGCGACUACCCACCGCUGCCCCUCAACAACUUUCUGGAGUGCACAUACAACGUGACAGUCUACACUGGCUAUGGGGUGGAGCUCCAGGUGAAGAGUGUGAACCUGUCCGAGGGGGAACUGCUGUCCAUCCGCGGGGUGGAUGGCCCUACCCUGACUGUCCUGGCCAACCAGACACUCCUGGUGGAGGGGCAGGUAAUCCGAAGCCCCACCAACACCAUCUCCGUCUACUUCCGGACCUUCCAGGACGACGGCCUUGGAACCUUCCAGCUACACUACCAGGCCUUCAUGCUGAGCUGCAACUUUCCCCGCCGGCCUGACUCUGGGGAUGUCACGGUGAUGGACCUGCACUCAGGUGGGGUGGCCCACUUCCACUGCCACCUGGGCUAUGAGCUCCAGGGCGCUAAGAUGCUGACGUGCAUCAAUGCCUCCAAGCCGCACUGGAGCAGCCAGGAGCCCAUCUGCUCAGCUCCUUGUGGAGGGACAGUGCACAAUGCCACCAUCGGCCGCGUCCUCUCCCCAAGCUACCCUGGAAACACCAAUGGGAGCCAAUUCUGUGUCUGGACGAUUGAAGCUCCAGAGGGCCAGAAGCUGCACCUGCACUUUGAGAGGCUGUCGCUGCAUGACAAGGACAGGAUGACGGUUCACAGCGGGCAGACCAACAAGUCAGCUCUUCUCUACGACUCCCUUCAAACCGAAAGUGUCCCUUUUGAGGGCCUGCUGAGCGAGGGCGACACCAUCCGUAUCGAGUUCACGUCCGACCAGGCCCGAGCAGCCUCCACCUUCAACAUCCGAUUUGAGGCGUUUGAGAAAGGCCACUGCUACGAGCCCUACAUCCAGAAUGGGAACUUCACUACAUCCGACCCGACCUAUAACAUUGGGACUAUAGUGGAGUUCACUUGCGACCCCGGCCACUCCCUGGAGCAGGGCCCGGCCAUCAUCGAAUGCAUCAAUGUGCGGGACCCAUACUGGAAUGACACGGAGCCCCUCUGCAGAGCCAUGUGCGGUGGUGAGCUCUCUGCUGUGGCUGGGGUAGUAUUGUCCCCAAACUGGCCGGAGCCCUACGUGGAAGGUGAAGAUUGUAUCUGGAAGAUCCACGUGGGAGAAGAGAAACGGAUCUUCUUAGAUAUCCAGUUCCUGAAUCUGAGCAACAGUGACAUCUUGACCAUCUACGAUGGCGACGAGGUCAUGCCCCACAUCUUGGGGCAGUACCUUGGGAACAGUGGCCCCCAGAAGCUGUACUCCUCCACGCCAGACUUAACCAUCCAGUUCCAUUCGGACCCUGCUGGCCUCAUCUUUGGAAAGGGCCAGGGAUUCAUCAUGAACUACAUAGAGGUGUCAAGGAAUGACUCCUGCUCGGAUUUACCCGAGAUCCAGAAUGGCUGGAAAACCACUUCUCACACGGAGCUGGUGCGGGGAGCCAGAAUCACCUACCAGUGUGACCCCGGCUACGACAUCGUGGGCAGUGACACCCUCACCUGCCAGUGGGACCUCAGCUGGAGCAGCGACCCCCCAUUUUGUGAGAAAAUUAUGUAUUGCACCGACCCUGGAGAGGUGGAUCACUCGACCCGCUUAAUUUCGGAUCCUGUGCUGCUGGUGGGGACCACCAUCCAAUACACCUGCAACCCUGGUUUUGUGCUUGAAGGGAGUUCUCUUCUGACCUGCUACAGUCGCGAAACAGGGACUCCCAUCUGGACGUCUCGCCUGCCCCACUGCGUUUCGGAGGAGUCCCUGGCAUGUGACAACCCAGGGCUGCCUGAAAAUGGAUACCAAAUCCUGUACAAGCGACUCUACCUGCCAGGAGAGUCCCUCACUUUCAUGUGCUACGAAGGCUUUGAGCUCAUGGGCGAAGUGACCAUCCGCUGCAUCCUGGGACAGCCAUCCCACUGGAAUGGGCCCCUGCCCGUGUGUAAAGUUAAUCAAGACAGUUUUGAACAUGCUUUAGAAGUAGCAGAAGCGGCAGCAGAGACGUCGCUGGAAGGGGGGAACAUGGCCCUGGCUAUCUUCAUCCCGGUCCUCAUCAUCUCCUUACUGCUGGGAGGAGCCUACAUUUACAUCACAAGAUGUCGCUACUAUUCCAAUCUCCGCCUGCCUCUGAUGUACUCCCACCCCUACAGCCAGAUCACCGUGGAAACCGAGUUUGACAACCCCAUUUAUGAGACAGGGGAAACCAGAGAGUAUGAGGUUUCUAUCUAAAGAGAGCUACGCCUGAGAAGGGGACUUGUGAACUCAGUCACAAUCUCCUCGAGACAUUCAUCCAGAGACCAUGUGGCAUUUGAUUGAAACCCCAGAAUGUCGACUGUCUUUUCUUUAGACUCUUUAUUGAAGGUUUACUGUUUUCUUCCCUGUAUUUAUUAUAUUUAAAAGUGAAAUAGGUGUGGGUUUGGAUGUUUUGCGGCCUCAGCAAAAUUCAUGUUACAGCCUCAAUUCUGAAGGCAGGUGGAAGACUUGCAAAGUGGCAAAUUGCGGCAGCAAAAACACAAAACAACAGAUGGAGUUUCUCCCAUCAGCAAUGCCAUGCUAAGGCUGCAUCGAAUUGCAUGCAUCUUUGGGACCCAUGCCCAUGGUGUUUUCAGUACAAAUCUAAGUCCCAAGAUUAGGUUGGAAAGGGUAUUUCUUGUUGGCUUAGUUUGGGUUGGAAUUUAGCAUGGGUACUUAAACCCAUUUGGGGAACUGUGCUCCAAAACAAAUUCUGUGUCCUCCCUUCCCAUUCUACCAGCUUCCGAAAGGUUUUACCACAUCCCCUCCCUCUCACAGUUCUUCUGAAGGUAGCAAAGGUGUUACAUAAACAUUGUCUUUUACCACUCUGGCCUUGCUGGACAGUGACAAAACAAGAAAACGUUUUCUUUCUAAAAAGGUGACAAAGGACCAAAGGGAAUUUUUCAGAGAAAAUAUGAGAGAUUUGAGAGUUCCAGUGAAGAAUUGGGUGAGGGGGAUCGCUCGGUAAGGGAAGUGGGUUAAUAAAAUGUUCUGUUCUUUGACACUCUUUCAACGAUGAAAGAGCACGUAAUUUAUGCUACGAGUGCCACAAUCAAUCACCAUGUUCAGCAAGCCACUCUCAAGCUGUGAUAAUAAACACACAGGCUUAGGAGGCACCGGCGGCCCCACUCAUACAGUGACAAGGAUUUGUGAUGGGAAAAAGGAGGUGCUAUGUUUGGAAAUCCAGGGGUGAGCUCUGUUUUCUCCUGGGGUUCUGGAAUAUCUCUCAGCUCUCAAAAUAGAGGAGAGUCAAGUGCACUGAUUCUCUAAAAGGUGUCAUCUUCAGAAUAUACUUGCCAUCAAGUAUUUCAGGGGGCGGGAGGUCCUAUGAGAAGAAACUAUUUUUCUAUUCUCUGAAGCUGUCUGAAUGUUGGAGGGUGGUGUGAAUGCUGACUGAGGAGCUGCAGAGAACAGGGGCAGGAGAUUUUAAAUCACAGCAAACCGUCCAGUGGAAUCCUGUAUCGUCUGACCUGAGCAUCGAUGAAGACAGAGAGAGGAAAUUCAUCCAGAAAGGAUUCCAUAGCCCCACAUCUAAUCACACGGGCAUUCCUCCUAUUUUAUCAGGGUCUGUUUUCCCCCAACCCAGUGAAGCUGGUGCAUGUGUGACUCUUUGGAAAAUUCUUUUCUAAAUACAGGAAUAAAGAGAAGGUGGGGGGUGUGGGUGCAUGGAAGAAAUACUAUGUGUAAAGCAGACUCACCUCCCUGGGACCGGUGACGUGGUGGUGACAGUCAAUGGCUUGGACAGGCACACGGGCUCAGUGGCAUUUGGAACUCUCUUUGGUGCCCUCCCAUUCUCUCUGGAAUUGUUUCAAGUCUGCUGGUUUUCAAACAGGAAAAGAUCUUUCCAGCCGUAGGGAGAAUGGUGGGGAGUCUAUGUUUUGGUGGUUACAUUGAAAACAUCUUAAGCAAGAUAGGGAAAGCUGGUUUUAUGCACACUUGUACUCUCCUUGCCAGCUCAGACCUCAAUCUUGGGGUCUAAGACUAGAAUAUUUUCCUUCUGCCAGAAAAGAAUCUUGCAUAUAUACUCCUGAAGGCACGCAUGUGUGGUCCAUGGCAAGAAAUAGCUAAAGGCUGUUUUCCAGGACCCAAAGCCCCAUUUAAUGCAAGAACCAGAGAAGUGUUCCAGGCCAUUAGUGAACAAUGUCAUGUUUGGAGAAAGAUAACAACAAAAAUAAUGUAACCUUUCCUUAAAAGGCAGAACCCAAUCCAUUUUAUUGGAUGCUUAUUCUAACCCUAACCCUGGGUCACCUGGAAUGAAGAACUCUAUUAAUAAUAUUUGAUUUUAGAACAUAUUAUGGUUAUGUGUAAACUAAACAUUUUCCUUUAUAAAGACUGACAAAAUAUAAAUCUUUAUUCUAACCCUAUCCCCAAAACUAGCCAGGCCACACCCCAGGUGUUCUUAUUCGCUAUUGGAAAGAUAGAAAAGGCGUUGGGUUUUUUGUUUUUUUGUUGUUGUUGCUGUCAUUGUUGUUUUUUUCAGGAGACCAGUGUCUCAGUUCUGUCUUAGUAGUACCGCACCUGUAACCAUGUUUUAAAAGUUUGUUUUAGCCUAGAGACGGAUCAUACGAGUUCAACGAUGUACAGUGUGAUUGAAAAGACAGGUUGGUGUCUAUUUUUCUUUUUAAAAUAACUGAAUGUGUAUUUGUAAUACGUAAAGGUAAAAAAACAAUAGUGCCAAAAAUGUGCAAGGCAUCUCAUUACAGUUCAUAUACGUCUGUUUUUAUAAGAUCAAUAUUAAAACCCAUUGGGAUUAAAUAUUUUUGAAUAGGAUACACUCUUGAGAAACUCGAGAAUGGACUGAGCCUUCCUACAAGCCACUCUUUGUUUUUAAAACAGUGGGGAAAUACGUUUACAGAGAUUGUGAGCUUCAGAGAAUGCAUGUGAUGGCGUGUAUUACAUGCUAAUUCAUAUAAGCUGUAUCUGUCAGCUACCACCCUGUGCUUUAAAAAUGCACACACUCAACCCUCUUUAGCUUGGAGCUCAGCUUUUUGCUUUUUUUUUUUUUUUUUUUUUUUUUGUAGAAUUAUUUAGCUAACAUAAGUAUUCUGAUCGCUACCUGAUGACCAUUCUUAGUUAGUUUCAUAGACGUGCUUUAACUAUGAUCUUUUGAAGCGCACCCCUAGGAGAGCCUACAGAACCUCAGGCUGAUAGCUUUGAAAACUGCCAAAUAGCCCAGAAGGAAGCAAAGCAUCUGCAUAAUCAGGAGGGUUGUGUAAGAAGUAGUGAUUUGGCAAAUAUGUGGGUAGCUUUAGGCUGAGGCAUGGGCCUCAGGCAAAAAUGCCCUUUGAGUGAAUCCAAAGGGCAUGACCUUCCUAUGUCCUUGACUAGGCAUGAUGGGUCAUUUGAGGUCAGAUAUUAUUUGAGUUGUUCAGCACCCCCAAAGGUAGGCUUUCUCCUGGGAAACCUUCAUUUCCAUUUUAUCGCCAAACGGAAUAAAAAGCAAAGCAAACUUUCUAAGCUAGAAUAAUGAAAUUAAGUCAUUUUCCACUUUGUAUAUAUUGAUGCUAAUAAAACCGAUGAAAAAGA
This is a messenger RNA of Chlorocebus sabaeus (green monkey), 6578 nucleotides long. It is a transcript of the gene SEZ6L, whose product is annotated as seizure related 6 homolog like. Gene Ontology annotation, biological process: regulation of protein kinase C signaling; synapse maturation. NCBI's taxonomy places the organism in Eukaryota, Metazoa, Chordata, Mammalia, Primates, Cercopithecidae. The record is from RefSeq and is a predicted model, not a curated record. Gene Ontology annotation, cellular component: endoplasmic reticulum; neuronal cell body.